This is a messenger RNA of Aspergillus ibericus CBS 121593, 2217 nucleotides long. Its product is annotated as arrestin (or S-antigen), N-terminal domain protein. NCBI's taxonomy places the organism in Eukaryota, Fungi, Ascomycota, Eurotiomycetes, Eurotiales, Aspergillaceae. The record is from RefSeq and is a predicted model, not a curated record. The transcript is spliced from 2 exons. The coding region runs from base 468 to 1994 and encodes 508 amino acids.
AAUCACCACGUGCGCUAGGUGGAUUUUUCAGCAUGACUCACGGAAGGGGUUCAUGGCGCAAAAGCCAGAGACAGGCUUGCGCAAUGUUGAGUUGGAAGGAAAUAUUAAUACCAAGUACAAGCCGGGUUUUGAAGGGCAUCAAAAAGUCUCGAACAUCUGCUCCACCGCAGCUUUUCCAUUACCCAACCGCAACUGCCAUCACCCCAUCCCGACAUUCACUCCCUAUCGGGUCCAUUUAUUUGAUUUUAUUCGAUUUAUUUUUGGGGACCUGAUUUUCUUUUUCAUAAAAAAAAAAGGGAUUAUAAUAAAAAGCUAUACGCCGUGUGCCGACCUCCAUUGCUUCUGUUUAUUGUUCACAUACUAUUUUUCCCCGUCCUCUUGCAACUCACAUCUUGGGGUGGUUGGUGAUCACAGCGCCAAUCCCACACUUCUACCGGGUCCUGGCUAUACUUCAUCUGACCUCUGCAAUGGCCACCCCGUCCAUCCUCACGCGUGGCUCCAGCUCCCUGGCAGCACUCGCGGUCCGCGGCCGGCCCAAGGUCGACAUUGUUCUUGCCAAUCAGCAAGAUGGCUUGGUCCCUUCGUAUACAACCGGAGAUACCAUUGAGGGCACGGUCACCAUCACGACGGAUCAUGACACUCGCUUUGACGAGCUCGAGAUCACCUUCGAAGGAACCUCGAGAACCUCCGUGGAGCGCCAAUCGAUGCCCGGCCGGACUGGGGCCUACCAUACCUUUCUUCGUCUUCGACAGCCCAUCGAUGACACGGCAUAUCCCACCCCCCGGGUUCUAGAAGCUGGUCGCAGUUAUCAAUUCCCGUUUACCUUUGUGGUUCCCGAUCGCCUGUUGCCUCACAUCUGUAACCACACCAAGACCAAUCUGCAUGUUGAACGCUCGCACACGCUGCUGCCACCCACGUUUGGUGAUCCCAUGAUGGCCAACAACCGCAAAUCGGUUCUCGACGACAUGGUCCCCGAAAUGUGCCGGAUCUCUUAUCUGGUUCGUGUGACCCUCCAGCGAAAGCCGGCGGCCCAGAACGCCUCCCCUAUUACGCUUGUGUCCGUUGGGAAAAAAAUACGGAUCAUUCCUGCAGUGGAUGAGGAACCGCCCCUCAACGUUGCUGAUGACGAGGCUCUCUACUGCAUGCGCAAAGAAAAGGACGUGAAGCGUGGCUUGAUGAGGGGUAAGCUGGGUCGAUUGGUGGUGACUGCCGCCCAGCCCAAGUCGGUGCAGUUGAGUCCCCCCGGCGCUGAGGAACGCGAUUCGGUGAGCACCGUGGCAACGGUCCAGCUGCGCUUCGAUCCGGUGGGCGACGAGCAACCGCCUCGCCUGGGCACGGUGUGGAGUAAACUGCGCGUGUCGACCUUUUACAGCGCCGACCCCUGGGGCGACUAUCCGUCCGCCUCGUGUAUCAGGACCUGGGCACAGAUGGGCCGCGGGGCGUACACCGAGGCUGUACCACUGUCCACCAUGUGUGUCGCCUCGGCGCAAUGGACCAAGCACACCGACACCGGGCUCGACCGCCGCGACUCCAUGCACUCGACCUCGUCCACGGAUUCUCUGCCCGGCCCCUCUGCCUCGUUCGCGGGCAAUGCCUACUAUACCGCGUCGGUCGUUGUGCCCAUCACCCUUCCCAAGGACAAAGCAUUUGUGCCGACCUUCUACUCGUGUUUGAUCGCUCGCAUCUACGCCCUUGAGCUCAGCAUCUCCUACCACGCUGCCAACGCUCGAAUCUUGACCCCGACCGCAUCCCUGAAGGUUCCCAUCCAGCUGACCUGCGAGUCGCGGCCUGGUGCAGGACCCAAGGGCACCGUGAUCGAGAUCACGCAGGACCAAGUCAAUGCGGAAUUUUUCAGUCCUCGCAGCAUCGCGCCCCCAUCGGUUCCCAUCUCGCCGCCUGAAUAUACGGCCGUCCGCGUUUCAAACCUGCCUCCUGACCGUUCACGAAUGCUACCACCGUCAUCAGGGACCACCACGGGGGGUGUCAGAGUCUGAAGAGGGCUGCGAUUGGGCUGCGGCAAAGCAACGCAAAUUAUCGGAGACAGAGUGGAUACCAUUAUUGGCUUUCUAUUGGCGUUUGGAUUUCACAGGUUACAAUAUACCCAGGUCGUUUGAACAGUUACAAGUUGCGCGAAAAGUUUGUCUAGCAUUCGGAGAUACCCGAUAUUGCACAUACGGAUACAGUUUUAAUAUUGUCAUAAUAAUGGAUACAGGAGAU